Kwoniella botswanensis is the source of this 1935-nucleotide messenger RNA. RefSeq lists its product as uncharacterized. Bases 1 to 1935 code for a protein of 644 amino acids. The transcript has 5 exons. NCBI's taxonomy places the organism in Eukaryota, Fungi, Basidiomycota, Tremellomycetes, Tremellales, Cryptococcaceae. The record is from RefSeq and is a predicted model, not a curated record.
AUGUCUGACCGAGAAGAUAUCCCCAAUACCACUACACCCGAUGGUGGACUGGUCACCACCGGUCCUGCUACUGAUGCCCAAAUCCCACCUGGCACUACCACCGCUCUUACCGAAAAUACAAGUACGAAUCCUACCAACUCGGCUUUUGCAUCUUCUACCGAUUCGGAAACACUCAUGUCGACUGCUGUCGGGGAAGAAGCUUCAGAAACCACAACCACUUUAACUCCAUCGCAGUCACAUAUCUCAUCGAGCUUGAUUGAGAGUAAUCCAGAUCUCUUACAAUCCACUUCGACGGGACCUACCGAACCUUCCACUUUGGAUGAGCCCACCACCUCGAGUAUUUCGUCCUCCAUUUCUUCUCUCGCGUCAAAUAUUGCCAGCUCCCAGACUACCAACACAUUCAGAACAACUGAGCAUUCCUCAAGCGCUGUGACCACUGACCGAUCCAGCACCGCGUUGACAAGUUCUAGUAGCUCAACCACUAUCAGUACGAGUGAAAGUCAUGGGGUACCAACUUUGACUGCUAUGACCACAUCUAUCCCACCUGUACCUCCACCAGUCUCAUUAUUCACCUCGUCUUCCACAAUACCCUCCGAGCAAACAUCCUUCUCUUCAACCCCUUUCACCGAAUCAACAUACGAAUCCUCCGCCCCGGCCACAUCAGGGCAACACGAUACCCUGGAACCUUCGCAGCUGGCUUUGGCCAACUUGCAGGUCGACUCGACCUCUGGGCAAACAAGUAGUUCGACAUCUUCUUCGCAGGUGAUUAGCAUCGCCUCUACUACACCCAUUGGCUCAAAUGCGGCGAAUUUGGAGCCCACUGCUACGGAUAGUCUCCCUGCGGAGGAAGGGAGUGCGACAAGCGAUGGUACCUCUGUAACGCCCGGUGCUGAUUCUGCUCACUCCAGUUCAAAUCCUGAUACGAAGGAUGGUGGAGGGGGUAAACUCAGUUCUGUGGCUAUUGUUGGUAUAGUGGGCGGAAUUCUAGUAGGCUUGAUACUACUGUAUUUGGCAUGGUACCAAUGGCGAAAGAAGAAAGCUCGAGAAGCAUUACUUGACGUUUCUGACGAUCCGAUGGACGAGAAAUUUUCACCUACCAUGCAUCCAAGUCGAAUUACCCGAUCGUCCUUCGGUGCGGCAGAUCCUAUCACUCCUUAUAUCUAUCGUCAGAAAGGUAACAGACCAGGUGAAGUGACAGAUGAUGAUGAUGACGACUGGUAUGAUCCCAAUGCGAUUGAUCAAUUUGUCUCAUACGAGUACGACAAUAACGCCGGAAGUAGACAAACUCAAUAUAUGGUUACUUCUUCUGGCCCUCACGCUUGCAACAACCAGAAUCCAUUCGAAGACAAUCUAUUCUAUCCAAGCAAAACGGCUCUACCUACCAGUGAUGGAACUACGAAUUACACUUAUGAUACAGAAGCUGAGAUGGAGAUGACUGCUUCCUUAGCUGAAGACAUGUCUCCCGAGUUGUUACGUCGAGAAGCUUCUCAACGAUCCCAUGACGAUGCAAGAAUCGAAAACCCUUUCGUACCUCCCAUAACAAACGGUAAACUAGGGAGAAACGAGACUGUUCGAACAGUUAGGACUAUUCCUGCUGUACCAUCGGACGUAGACGGUAUGAGCAUUUACGAAUCAUAUACGACCAUACGUCAAAGUACUAGACCUCAUUCAGGAGUUUCAGAAUAUACUGAACCUUCAACUUCAAAUUUAUUACCUUGGAUCAAUAAAAGCAAUAAUCCUGCACAUGCACGAGACGCACAACCUGUACCGCCAGUACCCACGAAGAUGAAUAUUGAUAUGAUACCAAACAUGACUAAUUUAGAACAAGAGAUUCGACAACCACCUAGAGCUAUGAUGAAUCAGAUCCCAAGUAAGGAGGUUCCCAAGGGAUAUGGAGGUGAAUUGGCGGAGAUACCCAUACCGAGUUUCAGAUAA